UGAUCAGGGAGUCUCACGGAAGGGGGGGGGGCAAGACAGGCAUCUGGUAUUGUUUGCUCACCAGGACUAGGUAGUAAAAUCAGAUUGCUGAAGAUGCCCCACUUCUUGAUCACAAGACAUAGAAAAUCAAGCUACAACUUGGUUGGAAAUCUCUUCCUUGCUGGCGAUCUCUCAAGAAGCCAGAAGGUGUUACAUAGGCUGUUGGAGAGAAUUGUUCCCAACACCCUUACUUGGCCGUGGACCCUGUGUGAACAGUACUGACAGGCUAGAUAAGAUAAGCCCACUAGUACAUCAGUGGUAGGGGAUACCCAACUGCUAUCUGGUUAGGUUUUAUGUCCACCACCGGAAGGAAUUCACAGUCAAAAAGCCUGUGGUUAGGGAGGUUAUGUUUCCCAAUGGGGAAGUACUGCUGUUGCUUUGCUAAAUGCACAUGAUGUUCCCAUUAAGUUGCGUUGUAAUAUAACUGUUUGUGUUCAUAGGGUACUAGUUAUCUGCUUAGGUCAGUGAAAUUUCUUCCUGCAGUUGUCAGUUUUGUCUGAAGAAAUACAACUGGUCAAAGUACUCAGAGCAAAUGACCACUGAUAAUAAAUGAGAUAUCUGUUUAGUCACUUAUAAGACUUCUGAGUACCACAGAAAGAGGGCAGGGAUGAAUCUAUGAGUUGGAGGAAAGGAGUUGUCGAUGCUGUUGUGGUGGUGACUUCUGAGCAUGAUAUAAGUGCUGUACUCCUGGACUCACUACAGCUAUGAGUACUUAUGUAAGACAUGCAUACCAUUAGUCCUGUACUGUCGAUAUUUGUUUAGGGAAGGAGAGAGAUUUGUGGAGUCCCACCCCUUCCUGAGGAUUCAUCCAUAUCAGUUGGUGGUUGAUAGGGGAAGGAGACACCUCUUUUUCAGGUAUAGCCAUUGACAAGGUGCUCAUGGCCCUGUAAAGAAACCCUAAUGAAAUCCACUGGGUUGUUAAAAUAAAAUUGAGACGUGGAAGCAGAGGAGUGGCUAGUUUGGAAGAGAAGGAGUGUUAGUGGGAGUGGAAGGAGACAGAAUAGGAUAAUGGGGCUGAAUAGGAUCAAAGUACAUUAUGUACACGUAUGAGAAUAUUAAAAUGAACUCCAUCCUUUAUAUGUAAUUGAUAUAUGCUAAUAAGAACUAAUCUUCAGUUCCACCUUGAAAAGAUGCAGUUAUAUAGGCAGCCAGCUGGCAGCAGUCUGGAAUGCCGAGGUUCUCCAGAAGGUGUGAUAUGCUCCAAUCAGUGCCUAAUAUAUGGUUUCUUUCAUUACUCAGGCUUCACAGGUCCAGCAUGGAGAUGUGGAAACGGAAAUGGUACCUCAUCAGCAUCUGCAGUGAGCCAGUAGCCAAACUUGUGUUUUGUGUUCCCCCACGUUUAUGCUAUGUUGGCCUAGAAGUCUUGAUUCCAGAAGUGGGGUUGCUUUGGCCAGGAGGCGCAGGAGACAUUCCACUGAUCUGGAAGCUAAGACUACUCUGUAGCCACUCUGGAAGCAACAAUAGAGUUAGGAGGGGUGGUUGACCCAGACCAAAUGGAAAUUGGACUUUUUCCCACAAUAGAGGUAAGCAAGAGCAUAUCAAACGCAAGGGAUUUGCAUUGUGAUUAAAGCCAAUGGGAAACUACAACAACUUAACCCAGGUACGAUGAUACUUAACCAAGACCCUUCAAGAGUGAAGGCAUCGAUCACUCCUCCAGGUAAAGGACCAAGAGUGCCUGAGGACCAAGAAGCAGAGGGUGGAGGGAUUAGGGAACGGGUGUGGAAGAUAGUUAUAACUCCAGCUAAGGCUACAAGAUCUGUUAUAGAAAUGAGGAUUAUUAUUGCCAUGAGUGUUCCUGUCCCAAUUUUGUUCAGAAUAUGCUUGAGUAAAGAGAUGCAUAUAUUAAGCAAAUAUCUGUGUUUUCAUUUUUUCUGAUCCUCUAGCUAGUAAUGUAAUGACUGAGAUGAUAUCAGUAAUUAAAUGUUCUUAAAUUUAUAUUGUCACAGUUCAGCUAUAAGACACUAAAGACUGCAUUCCUCCAGGGAGUUUGUCAGUUAUUCUUUGGGAAAAAUGGUGUAUUUUCACUGGUAAUGAGAUAAGUAUAUGUUAAGCUCAAGUAAGAAACACUUUUCAAGAAGCCCCUCCCCUAGAGUGGGUGGCACUUUUCAUUGGUAACCACCUACAUAAAAGGAAGUCUAGUUGGGAAACUGUUCUGUUCCUUGCCCAGAAGUCUUGCUGAAGGGAAACCUCCACUUCCUGCUUGUGAGAGUAUUAAUCCCUGCUGCAGCUGUCCAUCCCCACUGACAUCAGACUCCAGUUUCUCCAGGAUCCAGUGUGUUCUGAAGAUCAGCAGCUCUCCCGGAGUCUUCAAGGCGCCAGAUUUGGAAGUCUGAGGCAUCUGGCUUUGUAACCUGAGCAGCUGCCAGGUUCCAGCCAUUAUCUGACUGGGCUGUGCGGACCCACCCAGCACAUUCAGAGGAUAACAGGAGAUGGAGAAGUCAGAGGGAAGAAAGUCUGCUUCCCAGGACACAUCGGAGAAUGGCAUGGAGAACCCAGGCCUGGAGCUCAUGGAAGUCGGAAACCUUGAGCAAGGCAAAACACUGGAGGAAGUGACACAGGGACAUAGCCUGGAGGAUGGCUUGGGGCAUUCCUCUCUCUGGAGGAGGAUUCUUCAGCCCUUCACCAAGGCCAGAAGUUUCUAUCAAAGACAUGCUGCUUUAUUCAAAAAGAUCCUGCUUGGUCUCUUGUGUUUAGCCUAUGCUGCCUACCUCCUGGCAGCUUGCAUCCUGAACUUCCGGAGGGCACUGGCCUUGUUUGUCAUCACCUGCCUUGUCAUCUUCAUCCUGGCUUGCCACUUUCUGAAAAAAUUCUUUGCUAAAAAGUCAAUAAGAUGCUUGAAGCCCUUGAAAAACACCCGCCUGAGACGUUGGCUUAAGAGGGUGUUCAUGGGAGCCGCUGUUGUUGCCCUGAUUCUCUGGCUGGCUCUGGACACAGCUCAAAGGCCAGAGCAGCUGAUCUCCUUUGCGGGAAUCUGCAUGUUCAUCCUCAUCCUCUUUGCCUGCUCCAAACACCACAGUGAGGUGUGCUGGAGGACGGUGUUUUGGGGCCUGGGCCUUCAGUUCGUCUUUGGGAUUUUGGUCAUCAGAACUGAACCUGGAUUUAAUGCAUUUCAAUGGCUGGGAGAUCAGAUCCAGACUUUCCUGGCAUAUACUGUAGAAGGAUCCAGUUUUGUUUUUGGUGACACACUGGUCCAAAGUGUUUUUGCUUUUCAGUCUCUCCCAAUCAUUAUUUUCUUCGGAUGUGUGAUGUCUAUUCUCUACUACCUGGGCCUUGUGCAGUGGGUGAUCCAGAAGAUUGCCUGGUUCCUGCAAAUCACCAUGGGUACCACAGCUGCAGAGACCCUGGCUGUGGCAGGAAACAUCUUUGUGGGAAUGACAGAGGCACCUCUGCUCAUCCGUCCCUACCUUGCAGACAUGACCCUCUCUGAAAUCCAUGCAGUGAUGACUGGAGGCUUUGCUACUAUAGCAGGCACAGUGUUGGGAGCCUUCAUAUCCUUUGGGAUUGAUGCAUCAUCCUUGAUUUCUGCCUCAGUGAUGGCUGCCCCUUGUGCACUUGCCUUGUCCAAACUGGUAUAUCCAGAAGUAGAAGAGUCCAAGUUCAAGAGCAAGGAGGGAGUGAAGCUGCCUCGAGGGGAAGAGAGGAAUAUUCUGGAAGCCGCGAGCAAUGGAGCCACAGAUGCCAUAAGCCUUGUUGCUAAUGUUGCAGCCAACCUGAUUGCCUUUCUGGCUGUAUUGGCCUUCAUCAAUUCUACCCUUUCCUGGCUGGGGGAAAUGGUGGAUAUCCAUGGACUCACUUUCCAGGUCAUCUGCUCCUAUGUCCUAAGGCCAAUGGUUUUCAUGAUGGGUGUACAGUGGGCAGACUGCCCAUUGGUGGCUGAGAUAGUAGGAGUCAAAUUCUUCAUAAAUGAAUUUGUGGCCUAUCAACAACUGUCUCAGUACAAGAACAAACGUCUCUCUGGAGUCGAAGAGUGGAUCAAUGGCGAGAAACAGUGGAUUUCUGUGAAGGCUGAAAUCAUUGCAACAUUUUCUCUCUGUGGAUUUGCCAAUCUUACCUCCAUAGGAAUCACACUGGGAGGCUUAGCAUCCAUGAUGCCCCAACGGAAGAGUGACUUGUGCAAACUUGUGGUCAGGGCCCUCUUCACAGGUGCCUGUGUUUCCUUCAUCAGUGCCUGUAUGGCAGGAAUCCUCUAUGUUCCCAGAGGUGCUGAAACUGACUGUGUCUCAUUCUUAAACACAAAUUUUAGCAACAGAACCUAUGAGACAUAUGUGUGCUGCAGAGAGCUCUUCCAGAGUACUUUGCUGAAUGGCACCAACAUGCCUUCUUUCUCAGGCCCUUGGCAAGACAAGGAGUCCAGCCUCAGGAAUCUUGCUAACUGCUGUGACCUCUAUACCAGCACUGUGUGUGCCUGAGGCUGGUGGGGCCAUUCCAUGACAGUUCUUAUAGAACAGAUUCGUGUUACCAAAUACAUGUUCAUGUACUUAGGCUUCCCAUUCUCCGAGAACUGCACUAAACUGCACAAAAUGAAAGUCCUGAUCUCACUGUGGCUCUGUAUAAAAACCAGCACCCACCUUUCCACUGGCGUGCCACAUAGCAGAUAGGAAAUUCAUUAUAGACCCUUCUGAGCCAAAGUAUGGUGGGAAUGUAGCUAAGGGGGAAAUUUGUGUGUGGGAAGUGCUAGGAUGGAGAUUCAACCCCUAGCCAGGGCCAGAGUGGGGAGAGUGGGGAAAUCCAAAUAGAUGCUUAGAUUUAACUUGGGGAUGGUGGCACACCGCUGUGGUCGCUUACCUGUAAGCUCAGAGCUAAGGGGAUUGCCUCAGAUCCAAGGCAAGCCUGGCCUGAACCCGAAGUCUUUCACAGAAGUAAAAGAGUAGAGGCCAUGUCCUCGGGCAGGGGUGGAGGUGAGGGAAUAUAUUUCUAAAGUUAUAUGGGAAACACUUGUGAAUACUUAAGGAUAAUAUAUUUUUUAUUGCCAAAGAUUGUAUACUUAAAAACUCUUUUCAUUUUCAUAUAUUACUAAAAAGCUAUCUGUAAUAAAGUGUUUUUUAAAAGGUA
This is a messenger RNA of Rattus rattus (black rat), 5091 nucleotides long. RefSeq names its product sodium/nucleoside cotransporter 2. NCBI's taxonomy places the organism in Eukaryota, Metazoa, Chordata, Mammalia, Rodentia, Muridae. Gene Ontology annotation, biological process: retina homeostasis; nucleoside transmembrane transport. The record is from RefSeq and is a predicted model, not a curated record. Gene Ontology annotation, cellular component: membrane. The coding region runs from base 2469 to 4448 and encodes 659 amino acids. The transcript has 18 exons. Gene Ontology annotation, molecular function: nucleoside:sodium symporter activity; purine nucleoside transmembrane transporter activity.